Molecule: messenger RNA, 1029 nt
Organism: Trichomonas vaginalis G3
Lineage: Eukaryota; Parabasalia; Trichomonadida; Trichomonadidae
Exons: 1
Coding region: 1-1029 (342 amino acids)
Source: RefSeq, a predicted model, not a curated record
AUGUUCAUCUUAUUUUGUUCAAUUUGUAAGACUACAUCAAAUACUUUCAGAUUAUCGAGAUCAUGGGAAGAAUUCUAUCCUGACACUCCCUACAAUCAAGCAAUUGAAACAAAGGAUCCUUUUACAUAUCAAACAAAUAAUUACUACUACAUCAAUAAUGUAAUAUUUGAUAACCUAACAUCACAGGCUAUAUAUGGGAAUUCAGUUGCUAUCCAUACAGUUAUUGAAGACAGUACUUUUACAUAUAUUACCUCGACAUCUACUUCACAAGGUGGUGCGAUUUAUCUUACCAACUCAAUCGAAUUAAAUCAAAAGAAAAUAUGCUCAUGUAACUGCUGGACAAAAAAUAGUGGCCAGUACAUGUAUCUUUCAGCAGGCUAUAAAUCGGUCAAAACGAUUCUUUCAUCCUUUACAAGCUGCGGAAACUUAUCAUCUGGAAACGGUAUCUUAGCAGGCGUUAAUGUAAUGAAUUAUGCUACAAAUUUGAAUUUUUCGAAAUGUGAAACUUAUUCAGCUUCAGCUUUUAGCUACAAUUAUUGCAAGAACCCAAGCAAUAUAUCGUUUGGCAAUUUUGAACAUUGUGCAAGCAAAUUGGAUUCUGUUUUGAAAAAGUCUGGAUCUUUAGGUAGUCAUUAUCUUCAAAUCAAUGAUUGCACUAUAUAUAACUGCAGUGUUGAUAAUAAAUUGAUAUAUUUCGAGGGAGCAACAAGUAUAUUAAAUUCAAACUUUAUAAAUAAUGUUUUAAGAACAUCCACAUCUCCUACGUUGAUAUAUACUACCGGAAGAAUGAUCAUUUCAAGUUGUUAUAUUGAAUCUAAUCAAGAUUUUUCGGCUGCAAACUUUCAAACUAGUGAUUUAAGAGAUUCCGCACUAGAAUUAAAUAAUCAAUAUUAUAUCAUUACAAAAUGCAUCGAAUUUAAAAAUGAAGAAGUAAAGAAAACUUUUGUUGAAGAAUCAAAUGUCAUCAAAGUAUAUUCUGGAAGAGAAAAAAUCUUGAUAGAACCUAUUUUGAUAUUCUACUCUUGUUAA